GCCUCCUAUCCAGUCCUCGAAAGAAGCAGAUCUCUUGUUAUCCAAAAUGGUCGAAGAAAAACGAUGAUCAUAUAAAACUACACGAAGUGGCAGCCAUGGCCGGGAUGCAGCAGUUUGCCCCCGGCACUACAGUGAAUCUGUCAAUGUUGGUUGAUAUGGCUCUGCAAAAAGCCUAUCAUGAACUGACCCUACUGUCAGAGCUAUUACCAAGGAAAUCAGAUAUUGGCAGGAAAAUAGAAAUUAUCCAGUUUGCAACCAAUACUAGACAGCAGUUUGUUAGGCUACUUGCUCUUGUGAAGUGGGCUGCUAGUGCAGAAAAGGUUGACAAAUGUCAGGAAGUUUCAGCCUCAUUAGACCAACAGAAUAUGUUUUUUAUCAAUACUGCUGACACACUUGCGAGGAUGGCUAGAGAGACCCUGGCAAAUGCAAGGCUCCCAAACUUUUCUUUGCCAACUGCAGUUGAUGUUUUGACAACUGGAACAUUCAAUCGACUACCACGUUGUAUUAAGGAGAAAAUUGUCGCUGCUGAUUCAAUAACACUUGCAGACAAGAAAAAGACUCUAAACCGACUUAACGAGGUUAUAAGAAACAGGCUGGCGGUCUCAAAAAUACCAACACAGUUUUCAUCUCUUGUGAUAAACGAAGGAAGAGUGACGUUAAUUGUAAAAGACGAAUUUGAGGCUACCCUCACAUUGAUGGGGGAUCAACAGAGUAUUCCAUGGCGAUUACUAAAAAUUGAGUUUCUUAUCAAAGAUUUUGAAACUGGAGAUGGAAAGCCUUUGGUUCAUAAUUUACAGAUUCAGUACAUACACCAAUUGCUGCAAUCGCGACUGAUGGCUGGCACUGACCCGUUUCUUGAUGUUUAUGAUUGCUUGCACUAUUUCACCAUGUCACUUCAACUGGAAGUUCUACAUACCCAGGCCAUUCGACUGAUUAAUGAAAAAUGGGGUGACCUCGUCAAAGUGGAAGAAUAUAUUACAGGACAGAAGCUGGUGAUUUCGUAUUGGAGGUCUGCACAAAGUCAAGUAUCAGCGCCUACAGUCUUAAUCAAAAGUCUUGGCACGGAGCCAUCAAAUCUGCUUCUCUUCCACCAACCCGAAAUCAACAACAGUGAUGAUAUUUUCAAAAGAAAUGCAGCUACACAAUUGUCGCCAAGCUGUGUGGCCAUGGAGAAUAUUCUUACGCUUGCUAUCCUGGAGCGCUCGAAGUUCAAAUUAAAGGCUUUAACAAACAAAUUGCAACAGGAUCCAUACUUCAAAAAAUAUGCUGUCUUUGAUGACCAAAUUCCAUCGAUUUCUAUUCGACCAUUCGAUGACUGCACGCCAUCGGAGUACAUCAUCAUUAGCAUCGAUUCCCGGACAGGGAAAAUCAAAAUGAGGAUUGAUGAACGCGUGAAAGAUGUAAUCAAGAAGCACGAUCUUCUCAAAUCAUUAAGCACUGACAUAAAGGAAUUCAAAGCUGCGUUCCAUAGUCUAAGGUGUUAUAUCUUCCUGGCUAAAUGUGCAAGCAACGUCUCGUCGUUACCCGUCACUCCAUGUUUUUAUUUGCCGUUCACAAGCCGUCUAUUUUUGCGUUUCAAUAAACAUCAGAAUUAUGCCCUGAUGAUAGAUGUGAUUGCUGACACCAAGCAUGACUGUUGCCCCUUAAAAGAUAGCUACCACCUUCUGUCAACGACCACAUCUGACCACUCUAUGCAUAGGAAACGAACAACAUCUACAUCAGAGUCUGAACAGAAAUUGAAACCGCGUCCGGAUAAGGUGGAAACCCAGUCAAGGCAGCUCUUGUUUUCAAACCCAGAGAGUAUGGUACAAAUGAACCCGGAUGCAUUUGCAGAUACCAGUAGCUUAGAGUCAGGGUCAUCUUCAGAGCCACCACGAAAACGGAAGGCUAUUGGUGAUGAAACGAUUGUUAAAGGACAGAAGAAAUGCGCAGGGGUCGACGAAUCGAUUGGUCCAUGCUGCGCAAGCAAGCAACAGUUGGUCUCCAUGGUUUCAACUUGUCAUAUUCGGAUUCCCUACAUCCAUGUCAGUAAAGAGCUUUCACGUGCCGGAAUCCCCUUUCAGAAUGUACUAUCCGACAUGCAUUCAGAACCAUUCAUACGAAUACUAGAACUUCCCGACAUAGAAGAUGCCAGUCCAAAGCAAAUGGCAGCCUUGCGAAAACUACUGUUGGUAUGCUCAAUGCGUCUUCACGAGUCAAUGUUCUCCUGGGUCGUCGAAUAUCGAUUCUCGAAAAGCCCAUUCAGAAGGAUCUGCGAAGCGGACCGAGCGAAAUUUUGUGUUAGCUCGGAAUUCAUAUAUGAAAGAACAGAUACGGACCUUGGAGAGCCUGCUAAGCAAUCAAUCACUGACAGAAUAAGAAAAGAUUGGAAAUCUCUGUUGGUUAUGUACGAGCAUUCCUUGAUCAUAAGGGAAUAUCUCGAAGACAAGAGAGGAGAACUACACGAUGUCAUAACAGUGGAAAGUUUUGACUUUCAGACACUUAUUGUUUCGUAUGGUAAAACACGUAAUUACAAGGUUUCUAUAGCCUGGAGUUCUGAAAAGGAAGAAUUCGUGCUGCAUUUUGGAAUUACUAGCAAGACCCCAGAAUCUAAUCCUCAUCAACUAGUUGAGCGAGAGCUUACGCGAGAGUUCAAUAAAUACAAAAAUUUACCGUAUCUACUCUAUGUAAUCGUCAAAACACUACCACCUCUCCAUGCUAUUAGCAAAAUACCUACAACGCCCAUGCUUGGGACAACUACGCGGCCUCUACUGCCAAUGCAGAACUUUUCGAUUGUCACCCAAUCUUCGACACAUAUUCGAAUCUUCUACAAAAAGACACAUGCUAUUGAUGUCAAUCUCUUGGGCGACAGUAUCACAGUGAGAGAUGGAAGCUUUUGCUCCGAUCAAGAUCCAAGUAAACAACUUAACGGUAUUGUUCCUGCAGAAAAUUUAACUGUGUUUCUUCAUCGAUUCGCUGAUAUUCCUGAGUUCAGUGCCAAUCAGACCUCAUUCGAUUUGGACAUAUCCCAGCGAGAUGGUUACCAGCAAAUGCAUGGAUCUCCGAGUCAGUCUUUAAGUGCAUCUAUGCGUUCUCCAGCGUUUUCCUCUCCAACUUCGCUUGGUACGGCAGGGUCAACAUCAGCCGGUCCGUAUUCCGGUCAACUAUCGUCACUCAGUCCGGCCAAUCGGUACACAGGAUCAUCACCAGGCUUUAUUCAACCAUCACCCGCACCCGCGAAUUCGGCAUCUAUGACGUCACCUGCCUCUUGGCCCCAUUCGCCUCAAGUUUCUCAGGGAUCCCCACUGUACACCAAAUCAAGUGUGGUCCCUGGAACAGCAGCAGGUAGUGACCAGUUGUCUCGUUCAGCAAGUGGUUCCUCGACGCCAUCGCCGCCAGUGAUUUUGUCUUCUUCAUCGUUCGCCCUUCUCGUCACCCCCAUGGAGCAAGACUUCCCCGGUCGAAAAGCAAAGUACUUGGCAUCACCCCUACAGAGAUUCUUUGAUUCUUUAUACCUCUUAAAACAUCUUCAGAGAGUUAUUCGAAAAGAUGAAACGCUCCACCUUGAGAAGCUCGACAUUCUGGUGUUUUCCGGGAGUCAAGAUUCGGGCUUGCAGUAUACAGUUGGUAUCAACCAAUCAAAUUUCGAGACGUUGCACUUAAACAUUUGCCUUAAGCAAGGAUUCGAAAACUUCUGGACGCCGGACGAGUUGCGCGUGUUGAAACAGUUUUUCGAGGUCGUGGUUGCACCCUGUAAACUCAAUAUUCUUACUGGGUUUGCAAGGCUGCUGGGAGCGACUCCUCGGAUUCUUAAAGAUGCUAUCAAGAUAAUGCGAAUCGAAAUGCAACCAGAGCCAAACCAACGAUGGUUUAUCGAGUGGUCAUUCAUGACUCCACCUUGUAUCGUCGCGUCCAUUGCUGCCCCAGGCACACCCGCCGUUGUUCUAAAAACAAAGAACUUAUUCUUCUUUCAGCUCACUGAUGUCGAAGAUCCUAACAGGAGAUUCGUAUUCUCCAUACUUUAUGAUUCAACAAAAAACAUUGUGCAGCCAACAGAAUUCCCACAGUUGCAUGAUUUCCCACAAGAGCCACCCUCCUGGGCUAAGCCUGCAAGAGAAGCUUGUAAUUUGUUUUUGAAAAGGAUUGCUGACAGUGUACCAGAUCAAGAAUGCCGAUUGUUUCCAACUCUGCAGACAUUGGUAAAUAAUUUUGUCUGCCAUUAAAGGAGAUGUAUUAUCAAUCUGAUAACAGAAAACACUUGUGCAACUUCUCAGAAAAUACUGACAUUGGUUACGGGACAUUCAACCAAGAUCACUUGAAUGACGUCAUAGUUACACUUCCGUCAAAUACUUCAGUGAAAUGUUUUCCAUGAAAUGUUAGUCAAAAACACUUUUGGAGUAAGGAGAACUUUUAUCCUCUCGGAUUGAGUCUUAUGUAUGAAUUUUAUUAAAAACAGAAAGAGGUAGAAAUAAUA
Messenger RNA from Rhopilema esculentum, 4453 nucleotides. Its product is annotated as mediator of RNA polymerase II transcription subunit 14. Gene Ontology annotation, cellular component: core mediator complex; mediator complex. Gene Ontology annotation, molecular function: transcription coregulator activity. The record is from RefSeq and is a predicted model, not a curated record. Lineage: Eukaryota; Metazoa; Cnidaria; Scyphozoa; Rhizostomeae; Rhizostomatidae. Gene Ontology annotation, biological process: regulation of transcription by RNA polymerase II.